This is a messenger RNA of Oldenlandia corymbosa var. corymbosa, 1636 nucleotides long. The record is from the annotation of a GenBank genome assembly. Lineage: Eukaryota; Viridiplantae; Streptophyta; Magnoliopsida; Gentianales; Rubiaceae.
UAUUAAAAUGGAACGGAGGGUGUUGUAUACAAUGUGGAGUGGCUUUCAUUUUUCAACUCAGCAUUCUCACUGAUCACCAUUGAAGUUCUAAGGAGAAACAAUCCAAGUUUCUUUAACUGAUCAUGCAUCCCUUAAAGUUCUUUUUGCUUCUUUUAGCAUUCUUAUCUUAUGGAAUAUCAGCAGCUCAACCUCAAAAAACUCUUGUUGCAUCCAUAACUAAAGAUGUUAAUACUUCUCUUUAUAGCAUCACCCUUAACCUUCAUGAGCACUAUGUAAUUGACCUUGCUUCUCCAUUCCUAUGGAAUGUUUGCCCACUGCAACACAAAACUGUGCUCUGUAGAUCACCCGAAUGCCUGAAAGCGCAAUCUUAUCCGCCUCAAUCUUGUGUUUCGGUUUUACAAGAACAGUUUUCACAAGUUCCAUGUACUUGUAUUGUCACUCCUGUAAAUCCAAUAACCAAGUCCUGUGCCUCAGCUCAGUUGAGCUACAAAAAUUUCUCCAUUUCCUCAGUUAGUGGUACUAAUCCCAAUGGAAGAUUAACAUUCAGUCAAAUUUAUGUGUCAUGUGCUCCUCGGAAACUCCUGCAGUCCUUGCCUGAAGGAGUCAUUGGCAUUGCUGGGCUUUCCAAUGCUACUUUAGCUCUGUCUUAUCAAUUCACUCCUCUGAAUCUUGGCCUGAGUAGGAAGUUCGCAGUUUGUUUGCCUGAUACAGAUGCUUCUCCUGGCCUGCUUUUCUUCGGGGAUGGACCGUAUAACCUGAUGCCUCCAACAAGCUUUGAUGUAGCAAGUAUCCUAGCUUACACUCCCUUGCUGAAGGUUCCCAAAUCACCAGAUUAUUACAUAGAUGUCCAGGCCAUUUCGAUUGAUGGAAAGGCGAUCCCCAUGACAAGAAAGUCCCUAGCAGUAGACAGAUUAGGCCGCGGUGGGGUGAAGCUCAGCACAGUUGUCCCUUACACUACACUCAGAACUGGCAUUUACAGGUCCUUCAUCAAAAGUUUCAAGAAGGCUACUCAGGGGUUUCCUAGGGUGCCUGCGGUGACACCAUUUAGCCUCUGCUACAAUGCCACGGCUAUAGGAUUUAGUCGUGUUGGGGUGCAUGUUCCUCCCAUUGAUCUGCAGUUAGCCAAUGGGAAGAACUGGACUAUAUUUGGUGCAAACUCAAUGAAGCUAAUUGGUGAAGAUGUAGCCUGCCUUGCGUUUCUCAAUGGCGGAUUGAUGGCUGAGCAGGCUAUUGUGAUUGGAUCAUUCCAAAUGGAGAAUAAUUUCUUGCUGUUUGAUCUUGCAAAGUCAAGGCUUGGAUUCAGUUAUACCUUAUUCUCUAUUCGAACCACUUGCAGCGACUUCAAUUUUGCAACUAUAUCUUAAUCUCAAAAUGUCAUCUGCAUAACAGGGAAGUUUGUAGUAAUUCUCCUGUCAGCAGACUCUUUACUGUAUGUCAAAGUCAUACUGUGUUUCUGAACAAAUUGCCAUUGUGGGUUGUUGUCGAUGUUUCGCUUCUGUAAACAUAACCCUCAUAAUUCUUGUAUUUGUUUCAAGGCAUUACUGCCUAGUUUGAAUUAAGGAACUAUAUAUAUGUACCUUCCAAUUGUGAAGAUGGAAGAGUUCUCUCUGUGUGUCCAAUUCUAUCUUCUUGGUAG